Trichoderma asperellum CBS 433.97 is the source of this 456-nucleotide messenger RNA. NCBI's taxonomy places the organism in Eukaryota, Fungi, Ascomycota, Sordariomycetes, Hypocreales, Hypocreaceae. The record is from RefSeq and is a predicted model, not a curated record.
AUGCCCCCUGUGGUUCCCAGUAGCCAUCCUUCUGAUGACCAUCUGCACCAAUAUCCUGGAUUCAGGGAUACCCCUGCAUGGGCAGCCUCUACUGGCGAAUACCGAAUACUUGCACGUCCCCACGCCAAAGGCAAUGGAGUACCUAUUAAGCAAGCUCCCCCAGAUCGGCAAGGAGCUAGGUGCGAUAAUCAGGCACCGGCCGGUGUAACAGAGAGCUUCAGUGGCCACCAAGAUGCAGGUACCGCCAAGCACGCGAGUGACAUGGCGCCCAUAGGUGCUCAAAGCGAAGCACAUGCUGCAGGUACUCCGUACUCGACGCCUCAGUCUUCACGGCCGUCUCCAGCUAGCCCCUGGACUAGGUUGCUUUGGCUCCGGCUAGGACGUGGGAGCACGGACCCUGGAUUGAAGGCUGCGCAAGUUCGCACUAAGGAGAACUCGAGAGCUUCGUAUAACUAA